CUGACAACUGACAACGUAAUGUUCGAUUUUUGGGGUUAAUGUUUUGACAAUCAAGAUGUCUGGGCCCAGCACCUAUGAUUUAACUGAACAAGCCCGGAAUUUAUUAGAACAAAAAGCCAAGAGAAGGGCUGUUUUACGUCAAGAAUACUUAAAGCUAAAAACGAACCCUUUCCAACAUGCCUCCGGAGAAGGAGGUGCAGUUUUUGACCCUGCCAUACAAAGAUACAAUGCAAUGAAAGUAAGUGGUUUUGAGUACUUCAAACCAACUGGAAAAAGUGCUGUUUAUGGAAUGGGUAUGUUGGUCAUACCCAUGAUGGGAUAUUUCUAUCUGAUGUACAAACAAAGAACCGAACUAGAGGCUAAAUAUAGACGUGGAGAGGUGGCAUACAAAGAUAGAAACUUUAAAUUUAUCUAAAUUAAGUGUAAAGUGAAUUGUAGUUAUUUUUUGUAAAUAAAUGCUAAUUAAGUGUAUACAUAAUUAGUGUUUGUUUGAUUAAUUUGUAAAGCUAAUGGUAGAUACUCUUAAGUCUCUGUGGCAAGCUACUUGGCUCAACAAUAAAGUUCGACUUCUAUUGCGAACCCUAACCACUAUAUGUUAUUUCAGAUAUUUAUUAUGAAACUUUUGUUUAUACUUGUUUAUGAUCAAAUCUGUAGUAUUUUUUGGAGUUGCUUUAACCAAAGCCUCCCAAACAUUAAAUUUAAUAAUUGCGGAGGAUAUUGUUCGAACAUUUAAAUGGUCAUUUAUCUUUCGGUUAAAUACGGUUUUUAAAAAAAUUAAGAUCAUUUUGUCCACAAAUAGUAGAAACAUCAAUAACUAUUAAAUUUAAGUAAUCUUUAAAAAAUAGAUGUUCUUCUUCAACCUUAAGUUUCCUAAUAUAUAACAAAACAUUCUUUCUGUAGACAUGGUUCAAUAGUGCUCCAACUUUAAGUGAGAUUUUCUGUGUUUUCUUUAAUCUAAAUAAACUGUGUUUUACAUCAAAUGAUUGUGCUAAGGAUACGUUAUUUUCGUAGUGAAUUGACAUUACAAAACUAUAUUAAACUACAGCAAUUUUCCAGUGUAUAAGUGCAUUUCAAUUCCUCUAAUUGAAAAGGCG
Molecule: messenger RNA, 1094 nt
Organism: Psylliodes chrysocephalus
Lineage: Eukaryota; Metazoa; Arthropoda; Insecta; Coleoptera; Chrysomelidae
Source: the annotation of a GenBank genome assembly